Molecule: messenger RNA, 1308 nt
Organism: Aspergillus melleus
Lineage: Eukaryota; Fungi; Ascomycota; Eurotiomycetes; Eurotiales; Aspergillaceae
Product: glycoside hydrolase family 76 protein
Exons: 3
Coding region: 1-1308 (435 amino acids)
Biological process (GO): carbohydrate catabolic process; fungal-type cell wall biogenesis
Molecular function (GO): mannan endo-1,6-alpha-mannosidase activity
Source: RefSeq, a predicted model, not a curated record
AUGGUGCAGGCAUCUAUUGACCUUGAUCUAGAAAGCCAAGAAUCCAUCAAGAAGGCGGCCAAAACAGCGGCAUCGGGAAUGCUGCAAUACUACACCGGCUACAGACCGGGUGAUGUCCCCGGUAACCUCCCAGACCCCUACUACUGGUGGGAAACCGGUGCCAUGUUCAACGCCAUGGUCGAGUACUGGUACUACACGGGGGAUUCGCAAUGGAACGAAAUCACCACGCAGGCCCUCCUACACCAAGUCGGGCCCGAGCACAACUACAUGGAGCCCAACCAGACCCGGACGCUGGGAAACGACGACCAGGCGUUUUGGGGCCUUGCCGCGAUGGCAGCCGCAGAGGUCAAGUUCCCUAAUCCGCCCGAGGACAAACCGCAGUGGCUUGCGCUGGCCCAGGGGGUCUUCAACUCGCAGUAUCCCCGCUGGGAUAACAAGAGCUGCAAUGGAGGAUUGAAGUGGCAGGUUUUCUCGUUCAAUAAUGGGUACAAUUAUAAGAAUACUGUCUCGAAUGGCUGUUUCUUUAACCUUGCUGCUCGACUGGCCGUGUAUACGGGGAAUCGGACGUAUGCGGAAUGGGCGGAGAAGACGUGGGAUUGGGUGUAUAAUGUCGGCUUGAUCAGCAAUACUUGGGAGUUCUUCGACGGUACAGACGAUAAAUACAACUGUACGGAUCUGAAUCACAUUCGAUGGACCUACAAUGCGGGCUUGUUCCUCCUCGGAGCAGCUCACAUGUAUCACUUUACCGACCGCUCCGACGUCUGGAAAACCCGCGUCGAGAACAUCAUCCGCGGCCUGGACAUCUUCUUCCCCAUCGGCGACAUCAUGAGCGAAGUCGCCUGCGAACCAAACGGCAAAUGCAACGUCGACCAACGAUCCUUCAAAGCCUACCUCUCCCGCUGGAUGUCCCACACCAUCCAAAUCGCCCCGUUCACCAAAGACCUACUCACGCCCAAGCUCCGCGCGUCAGCCGAAGCAGCUGCCUUGCAAUGCAGCGGGCCCGAUAACGCGUGCGGGUUACGGUGGAAUCGCAACGAGACGUUCGACGGCAGCACGGGCGUCGGCGAACAGAUGGCCGCGCUGGAGAUCUUUCAGGGUCAUUUGGUGAACUAUGUCGAUAAGAGGGUCACUGCGAAUACGGGCGGGAUUAGUAAAGGGGAUCCGAAUGCUGGGACGGGGAAGUCGGAUGAGGACUCGGUGGGGAUUCAUGAGCGGGUUAUUUCGACGGGGGAUCGGGUGGGUGCGGGUAUCUUGACGGCUGUUAUUGUUAUUGGGGCUAUGUCGGCGGUUUAUUUUAUGGUUGUUUGA